AUGGCCCAGCGCCCGGCUGGCCAUGGACGGGCCCCGCUGAGCGCCGGGCUCCUGCUUCCCUGCCUCCUCCUGGCCGCGAUGCUGCUGCUGCCGCUCAUCCAGGCGGGGGCCCGGAGCUGCCCGUCCUGCUUCUGCUUCGCCACGCCGGACACCAUCCAGUGCCGCUACGUCCGGCUCCUGGAGCCGCCCGCCGAGCUGCCCAGCGCCGUCCACAACCUCACCAUCGUCGGCGGCAACUUGACGGUCCUGCGCGCGGCCGCCUUCGCCGGAGGCUGGGCGGGGGGCGAGGCCGUCCGGCCGCUGGGCAACCUGACGCUGCUGGUGUUGACGCACGACCGCAUCGAGGCGCUGGAGGACGCGGCCUUCGCCGGCCUGCCCGCUUUGGCCACGCUGGAUCUGAGCUACAACCCGUUGCGCUCGGUGGCGCCGGGCGCCUUCGCCGCUUGCGCGCGAUUGCGCGCGCUGAGACUCAACCAGGCGCUGCUGGCGGCGGAGGCGCCUCCCUUCGAGGAGCUCCUGGACGGCGCCCUGGCGAACCUGAGCCUGGCGCGGCUGGAGCUGGCCGGCAACCGCCUGCGGGAGCUCCCGGCGCCGGGAGUCCUGCCGCCGGGCCUGGAGGAAUUAGACGUGCGCAAUAACUCGCUGCGGGCGCUGCGCCCCGAGGGCCUGGAGGACUUGGCGCUGCUCGGCCGGCUGCAGCUCCAGCUCGCCUCCAACCCGCUGCACUGCGAUUGCGCCUCGCUGCGGCCCCUGCUGCUCUGGCUGCGCAACGCGACGUGGCGGGUGCCCGACGCCCGGAGCCUCCGCUGCGCCUCCCCGCCGGCGCUGAGGGACAGGCCGAUCUUGCACCUCCAGCCGCUGCAGCUGGACUGCCUCGACGGGGCGGACUGGGGACUACUGGACCCCGACGGCCCCGAGGAAGAGGAGCUGGAGACGGCCUCCUACGUCUUUCUCGGCAUCGUCCUGGCGCUCAUCGGGGUGAUCUUCCUCAUGGUGCUCUACCUCAAUCGGAAGGGCAUCAAGCGGUGGCUCAACAACCUGCGGGAGGCCUGCCGGGACCAGAUGGAGGGCUACCAUUACCGCUACGAACAGGACUGCGACCCGCGACGGGCCAGCCCCGGUGGCCUCUGA
Messenger RNA from Rhineura floridana, 1131 nucleotides. It is a transcript of the gene TPBGL, whose product is annotated as trophoblast glycoprotein like. Gene Ontology annotation, molecular function: protein binding. Lineage: Eukaryota; Metazoa; Chordata; Lepidosauria; Squamata; Rhineuridae. Gene Ontology annotation, biological process: negative regulation of canonical Wnt signaling pathway. Gene Ontology annotation, cellular component: plasma membrane. The record is from RefSeq and is a predicted model, not a curated record. Bases 1 to 1131 code for a protein of 376 amino acids. The transcript has a single exon.